This is a messenger RNA of Silurus meridionalis, 757 nucleotides long. RefSeq lists its product as uncharacterized. Bases 1 to 630 code for a protein of 209 amino acids. NCBI's taxonomy places the organism in Eukaryota, Metazoa, Chordata, Actinopteri, Siluriformes, Siluridae. The transcript has 6 exons. The record is from RefSeq and is a predicted model, not a curated record. Gene Ontology annotation, molecular function: GTPase activity; GTP binding.
AUGAAUCCUGAAUAUGACUACCUUUUCAAGCUGCUGUUGAUUGGAGACUCUGGUGUGGGGAAGUCAUGUCUGCUGUUGCGUUUUGCUGAUGAUACCUACACUGAAAGCUACAUCAGCACGAUAGGGGUUGACUUCAAAAUCAGGACUAUUGAAAUGGACAGCAAGAUAGUUAAACUGCAAAUUUGGGAUACAGCUGGUCAGGAGAGAUUUCGCACGAUUACCUCCAGCUAUUACAGAGGUGCACAUGGGAUUAUCAUUGUAUAUGAUGUUACUGACCAGGAGUCUUUCAACAAUGUAAAGCAAUGGCUGGAGGAGAUUGAUCGCUAUGCAUGUGAAAAUGUUUCGAAGCUGCUGGUGGGAAACAAAAGUGAUUUAACUUCAAAAAAGGUGGUGGACUUCACAACAGCAAAGGAAUUUGCUGAGACACUUAAAAUCCCAUUCCUUGAGACAAGUGCAAAGAACGCAAGUAAUGUGGAGAAGGCAUUUUUAACGAUGGCCUCUGAAAUCCAGAAGCGAGUCGUGGAAGACAACGUACAGAAUGAGACAGUCAAAGUGGGAAAAAUCAAUAGCGCUCCUUUGUGGCAUGGAGCUCAGAAACCAACAGCAGAGGAAGUCAACACCUGCUGUUAGUGCUAACAGACUUAACAUGGAGUAUGUUCAAGGGCUUUGCAUAUUUAAAAAGAAUAUUUUUUGGACUAAUUGGAUUUCACAGUUUAUGCUGAUUGAUGUUGAUUUAUGAAUGAAUAUACUGUAAAAC